This is a messenger RNA of Salmo salar (Atlantic salmon), 8192 nucleotides long. Its product is annotated as leucine-rich repeat transmembrane protein FLRT2. The record is from RefSeq and is a predicted model, not a curated record. NCBI's taxonomy places the organism in Eukaryota, Metazoa, Chordata, Actinopteri, Salmoniformes, Salmonidae. Gene Ontology annotation, molecular function: protein binding.
GAGCUGUGGUUCCUAACCAUCUCUCUCCGAGCUGCUCCGGGAGAUGCAUUCUUUAUUCAGGGAAGGAAGGGUAGGCCCAGUAGGGUAGGAGGGACCUGAGUGACGAUGAGAGAGCGAGAUAAGAGACAGACGGAAAGAGAGAGAGAGCAGAGAGAGAGAGAGAGGUGAGCGGUGCACACACAUCACUAUCAACUGAAUUUAUUUUAGCAAAAUACCUCUGGUAUUCCAAGCAUGGAAGGCAAGUUUUUAGCGUCCCCAAAACAACCUGAACGCAAGCCGUCAUGAUUGGGGGAUCAGCCAGAUUCCUUGAAAAGUGCGUGUUCGCUGUUUCGGGGGACUGCAACAGAAGAAGUCGGUGCUGCCUCUGCUGCCUCAAGUCCUGCUCUCCCGCUCUAAUGCCUUGCCCAAGGUUUUGAGAAGCGCUGAGGUGAGUCGUAGGAGAAUAGGAAUAGGAGAAAAUUGCGGACAGAUCAGAAAACUGUUUCCCGAACUCAGGCAGCAUGCUGUCCGGUAUACCUACGGGUGGCAGGGCGCUCGGAACCGUUUCGCACAAACAAUACCGAAUGGCGCUGGGUCAAGGCAAAGCGAUAAAGAAAAAAGUUUAACAUGAUUAAGAGGCAUACAAUGGAUACGGACAAAGCCUCAUCUAAGGUCUCUGGAUCCAAAUGUCACCCCCCCUGGACGCUGCCCCAGGCGGGGACCAGCAGUGUGUGACGGUGACGGGUGGGUGGCGAGGAGAGGAGAGGAGGAGGCCACAAACACAUCGGCUUUCGGCUGCGAUUCUGCACUAAAUUGGCCCAGGCUGUGCCCUGUCCUGUGAGGACGAGCAGAGAGUGCUCUGGUCUGAUAUCUCAGCAUGAAUGGCGUCAGAGUCAACUUCACUUAGAGGACCUGCUCUUCCUAAUGAGACCGCUGUCUCUCUUAAAGUUGAGGACUAAUCAAUUACAGGGGGAUUAAGCCUAACCCUACGGCUUCUUGUUCUACCGCCCGUGAAAAAGAGGUGCUCAGCAUCAUCAAACUCUUUUAGAGGACUGUUUUUUUGUCGACUCUUUUGGUGGAUUUACUUCAAUACUUUCAAUACUUUUCCCUUUUUUUUUUUUUUUGGUGCGUUGCUUUUUAAUUUCUCCAAACCAAGGACAUUCCCCUCCUUCUGAUUUUACACUAUGGAGUUUCAGGCUGGGCUGUGGAAUAAAGAUUGGGGUUCAUUUCUGCGUUUCUGGUUGACAGUCAUCCUGAGCCUCAAUGUGCACUUCAGCUGCCCUGCCACCUCGUGCCCAGAAGAGUGUCGCUGCGACAAAACCUUUGUUUACUGCAACGAGCGGAGCCUGACGUCUGUGCCUCUGGGGGUGACAGAGGGCUACAAGAUCCUCUACCUCCACAACAACCAGAUCAACAAUGCAGGGUUCCCAUGGGAACUACACAACGUGGCGUCCGUGGAGACAGUGUAUCUCUACGGCAACCAGUUGGACGAGUUCCCCAUCAACCUGCCUAAGAACAUACGGGUGCUCCACCUGCAAGAGAACAACAUCCAGACCAUCUCCAGGGCUGCCUUGGCCCAACUGCCCCGCCUAGAGGAGCUCCACCUGGACGAUAACUCCAUCUCUACGGUUGGGGUGGAGGAGGGGGCAUUCCGGGAUGCUGUCAGCCUCAAGCUGCUCUUCCUCACCAAGAACCACCUGAGCAGUGUCCCGAUUGGUCUCCCAGAGGACCUCACAGAGCUGCGAUUAGACGAGAACCGUAUCGCCGUCAUCGCUGAGGAGGCGUUCCAGAAUGUGACGCGGCUACAGCGCCUCCUGUUGGAUGGCAACUUGUUGACGGACGAGGGCGUGGCCCCGGGGACAUUCCAGGAGCUGUCCAACCUCCGGGAGCUGGCACUGGCCCGUAACUCUCUGACGUUCCCCCCGCCCCUCCUCCCGACGCAGUCACUGGUCAAGCUCAGCCUGCAGGAUAAUCAGAUGGACCAGAUCCCAGUGACCGCCUUCUCCGGCCUGCAGAGGCUCGAGAGACUGGAUAUCUCCAACAACCAGCUGCAGACGCUGACACAGGGGGUCUUUGACGGGCUCGUCAGCCUCAGACAGCUCACUGUUCGGAACAACCCGUGGCGCUGCGAUUGCACCGUCAAAUGGGUGGUGGUGUGGCUCAAGUCGCUGCCAGGCUCCAUCAAUGUGCGCGGUUCAAUGUGCCAGAGCCCAGCGAGGGUGCGCGGCAUGGCAAUCAGAGAACUCACCCUGGAAUCUAUCCAGUGCCCAGCUGGGACGGACCUCCAGCCCGACCUCUGGCCUACCCUGCGCUCCAUCUCCCCGCACCCCCAACUCCCCACCACCACCACCACACUCAUUACCUCCUCCAUGACCAGCUCUAUUCCCACCUCCACAACCUCCUCCUAUCCCACAUCACCCUCCCCUCCCCCUGCCCUGCCUCCCCACCCCGCUGGCCCCCUGCCCCCCUAUGAGGACCCCCUACAGAUAUCCUUCCACGUGGUCAAUGCCUCCUGCAUUGAGGUAAGCUGGGCUUCCUACUUCACCGUCACAGCCUACAAGGUGACCUGGGUCAAGAUGGGCCAGAGCCUGAUGAGCGACGCCAGCCGCGAAAGGACGGUGAGUGGGGAAAGGCGGAAGCUUAGCUUGACCAACCUGGAACCCAGGUCGGUGUACCGGGUCUGUGUUUAUGUGCUGGACACCCUCAACUCCUACCGCCCAGGGGAGGAUACAAUAUGCUCAGACGCCAGAACCAAGUCGACCUCAUCCAGCUCCAACAACAACAAGGCCACAGGGUCGGAGGAAGCUCAACAGGACACCAACUCCACUCUCCUUUUGGCCGGAGUGAUUGGCGGGGCAGUCCUUGUCGUCCUGGUAAUGCUGCUGAGCCUGUUUUGUUGGCACAUGCACAAGAAGAGCCGCUCUGAAUCGUCCAAGUGGAAAUACAACCGUGGCAGGAGAAAAGACGACUACUGCGAGGCGGGGACCAAAAAGGAUAACUCUAUACUGGAAAUGACUGAGACCAGCUUUCAGAUAGUUUCCCUGAACAAUGAGCAACUUCUGAAAGGGGAUUACAGGAUUCAGCCCAUCUACACACCCAAUGGAGGCAUUGGCUUCAGAGACUGUCACCUCAGUAACAAUAGCUUAGCCUACUGCAAGAGCAGCAACGUUCCCAGCACCGAGUUCUGCCACACGUGACGCUUCUAACAGGAUGUUCACACUCCAGUUGUUUGUGAAAAAAUAUAUACUGUACCAUAGAUAUUUCCAAGUUCUGUCUGCCAUGUAAUUUAUACUGUGGACAGUAGUGUGGAAUUCUAUCUGCUAUCUUUUUUACUCUUAGAAGGAAUACAAAUGGUUUUCUAAUCAGUGGGUUUAAAUUACAGUAAGUGUUUUUUGCUUAACUUCGGGAUCGGUGUCCCUUCUACGGGACAGUUGAGCUAACGUAGGCUAAUGCGAUUAGCAUGAGGUUGUAAGUAACAAGACAUUUUCCCAGGACAUAGACAUAUCUGAUAUUGGCAGAAAGCUUAAAUUCUUGUUAAUCUAACUGUACUGUCCAAUUUGCAGUAGCCAUUACAGUGAAAUAAUACCAUUCUGUUGUUUGAGGAGAGUGCACAAUUUUGAACAUGAAAAGUUAUUAAUAAAUAAAUUAGGCACAUUUGGGCAGUCUUGAUACAACAUUUGAACAGAAAUGCAAUGGUUCAUUGGAUCAGUCUGAAACGUUACACACAUACUGCUUCAAUCUAAUGGCCAAAAUCUAAAUUGCACCUGGGCUGGAAUAAUACAUUAUGGCCUUUCUCUUGCAUUUCAAAGAGGAUGGUACAAAAAAAUACAAAAGAACGGUUGGUUUUUUCUUUGUAUUAUCUUUUACCACAUCUAUUGUGUUAUAUUCUACUACAUUCCUUUCACAUUUCCACAAACGUCAAAGUGUUUCCUUUCAAAUGGUACCAAGAAUAUGCAUAUCUUUGCAUCAGGGCCUGAACUACAGGCAGUUAGAUUUGGGUAUGUCAUUUUCUGUGUUUUUUUUGUUUUUUUUGUCAGAUCCUUAAUUUUAAGUACUGUAUAUAGGAAUUUGUACCAUUACGACACACUGGGUUGGUUCUGACAAACGCUGUCCUGUCUUUCAGGUUUUGGGUUGUUGGGUGCUAUGAGGGAUGGGAUUCUUUGCUAACCACAGGAGCUAAAUGAUGGUCUUUAUGCAGAGCCACCCCCUCAGAAACAUUAGUUACGAUAACACGGUGGUCAGGGACAUAGUAACACUGCUGAUUAGACUGCAGUGGAGAAAAGGCACUGCUGGUGUUUUUUUUAAGAAUCAAAGUGCACUUUCUAAUGUAACAGAGAGAGUAAGCAGCCAUCCAGGAAAUUAGCUUUUUGUGGAAAUCCCAUCAGAGAGGAAAGCGCACACUUUUCAACACCCCCUAUUGCCCUCUCAAGACAAAGUGAACAUGUAUGAAUGUGGUAGGCAGGGAGGAUGCCUUCACAGGACUAAGUGAACAUGUAUGAAUGUGGUAGGCGGGGAGCAGUGGAGGCUGCUGAGGGGAGAACGGCUCAUAAUAAUGGCCAGAUGGAGCAAAUGAAAUAGUGUCAAACACCUGGAAACCAUGUGUUUGAUGUAUUUAAUACCAUACCACCUAUUCUGCUCCAGUCAUUACCACGAGCCCACCCUCCCAAAUGAAGGUGCCACCAAUCUCCUAUGGCAGGGAGACUGCUUUGACAACUGGAUAUAGAUUGUCCUUCAGUGACACAUGAGGUAGUACCAGCCGUGGCCACUAGGGGGCAUGUUCUCUCAGUCAGUAUAGAGGGGUAAGCGAGAGAGUUAGCAGUAAAGAUCCUUUAGCUCCAGCAAUCCCUCCAGCAACCAUAGCUCAUGGUUGUCACUAGUUACCACAGCCACAAAGUCAAAAUGGCUAUAUUGUAAAGAUGAAUGAAGACAAAAAUGUGGUUAGGCAUAAGAAUAGCAGUGUGGUUAAGGUUAGGGUUAAGGUUCAGACGAGGUUUCAAAUGAGAUUUUAGGAAGAUAAAUUGUAGAAAUAGGUGGGUUUUAGACAUAAUUAUGACUUUGUGGCUGUGUUAACUAGUGACGACCGUUACUCAAUCUCAAAUGGCAUUGCUCUGAGUAUUAAUGCUCGCGGAGCUACUUAAUGAUGUGGAAUAAUUUAAAACUAACUGUGCUCAGCUUUGUUGUUCAGCGGCUAAAUGAUAUGGAUUUUUACCACAGUGUGUUAUUAUCAUGGGGGAGGCCGAUGAGGUUGUGUUGGGUAUCGUGUCUUUGCAAGGAGGUGUCUGCAAUGAUGAUGAAUGUGUAGGAGAUACACUCACAGUUAUUAUACAGUCCGCUACCAUUAUAUUGUCCUUUAUUGUUUUGUAUUUAAAUGACAAAUGUGUGUAUCACAACGAAUUAUCAAUGUGUUUAUCUUUUAUCUGCUUUACACUGAGUUGAUAGAAGGGGUUUCCUGCUGUAGCAUGUGAAUAAUUUCCAUUGGGAUUGGCUAUUCUAUUCAUUCAUUGAUUGAUUGGUUCAAACGACAAAUUCACCAUCAAUUCAAAACAAUGUUAGCUAAAUCUGGAGCUGCCCCCAUACAUGAAGCAUGAACAUGUCCUUAUCUGAUCUCCCUCAUCUUAAACCUUCUCAGACUGCAUCGGCUCAAUUAAAACUAUAGUGUUUCUGAUGCUUAGAGAGAGAGAGAGAGAAGAGAGAGAGAGAGAGAGAGAGAGAGAGAGAGAGAGAGGGAGGUGCUAUCUGGCCAUAAACAGAGUGUGUCUACAGUAUGUGUGUAUUUUUUCAGCCUGUGAGUUGUGACAGAGCUCUUUUUUUCAGGCAAGCUGGCUCCAAGUUAGGAAUGCCUGGUGCCACUGAGAAGUCAUCAUUAUACACUUCUUACUCCGACUUUAUUUGCUUUGACAUGAUUUUAUUUUGCGGGCAGAGUUCAAAGGAUCCACCCGCCCUACUCCUCAUAAUCCUCAUCCAAAAAAGGGAGAAAAAUAUGCAGACUUUAUUUUCCAGACUUUAUUUUCCAGACUUGGCCGUGUGAAUCACAAGUUGAGAGAGGGAGGAGGGCCAAAUGACACGAGAUAACACUUCACUUCACGGGGCACCAAGCCACUGGCUGAAAUACACCAUUAAUAAACCACGGCAUUCCAAUGGUUUGGCUGGACUUUAGACCAGUGGUUCACAACGAGGGGUAUGAGGACCUUGGCCUAUCCACAGGGGGUACUUGAAAAGACUCAUGACCAUAGGCCUACAGGUAAAAUGCAAAUGAGGGGGUGCUUCAGGGGUAGCCAAGGUUGGGAAUCACUGUCCUUGACUAAAAAUAAUUUUGGAUGGAUAUUGUAACAUUAUCAACAGUAAAAACCAUUUUAAAGGUCAAACUCUUGUAUUGUGCUGGGCUGUUCAUGGCUAGAAUCUCUGUUGUAUUGUCUGUAUUUGAAGAACUGCCAUGCCAGUGCAUGUAUUAGUGUUAAUUCCAUCAGUAUUCCCCGAAGUGGGGAGUUUAUGAUGCUAUAAACACUAUGACGCCAUCAUUCAUCUUGACGUUUAAUCUUUCAUACGUGCUUUUUGAGUCUAAUUUCCAUUUAUAAUGCAGAAACUCUUUUUGUUAAGAAAUGACAGUUGCUCUUCUGUGGUUAUCAAAGUGUCUCCACAUUUUUCUAACAACGUACACAUAUCAGCGUCUCAACCUGUAUUAAAAGCUACGUCCAACUAGCCCCACUAGCGUAAGCUGACCUAAGGUCAGUUUGACACACAUUAAGUUUGACACUGCUGCAUGGCAAGUUACCUACAACAUCCAACUGACAUUUACUGACCUAAGGUCAGUUUGACACUGCUACAUCGCAAGUUACAUACAACAUCCAACUGACAUUUACUGACCUAAGGUCAGUUUCACACUGCUACAUGGCCCUAGUGCUUAUGACAGGUUAUGUAUCCACUGAACACUUUAACCUACCUGCCUGUAGAACAGUUAUCCUAUCUGACAAUAAUUCCAUACAGCAAAGCGUCUUUGUUUUCUUUACCAGGGAUUAGGUUUUAAAUGUAUUGUUAGUCAGUCAGGCCAACCUGUUGCAACAAGUCCCCAAAGGUACGAAUGUUCCAAGGAGUGAUAAUAGUCCAUUUAUUGCCUUACCUUUAUGCAGUACUGUAUGGGCUAACUGUACUUGGUUAGUUCAAUUACUUGUUCAGAGCAGAAGCAAGGUUUAAACUAAUGAUUGAAUAGUUACUGUAUGGAAAGCACACAUUUUCAUAUUUCUGCAACAACAAAGAGAGAUUGACCGACAACAAUAGAUCUGACACAUAACUAAUGAAAGACUGUUCAUUCGUUACGACGCCUUGAGUGGUGCUGGGUAAUGAAUGAUACAAAGUGACUGAGAAGCCUUGUUGGUUAUUUGCAGCAGUACAUUAUUCUUAAUUUCCUCCCUCAUGUAAAGAAAGUACACAGAUGCAAUGGUGUGACCAAUGGAAUUAGACCGAACACAUUAUAGAGAGAGAGAAGUGAAAAAUAGAGAGACAUACUGAAACCUCUGGUUUAUUACUGUUUCAGGCUUUGAUAGUAAUGUCCUUAAAGCUCAUUGAUUCUCAUUGGAAUAACUAUGUUAAACCAUUGAGAGAUCAAUUCAAACAAAGUACCCAAGUGGAUAAAAUGUAAUACAUUUUAAGUUAUCUUUGUUUCGUCUCUCGUUAAUUUUCAGUUUGAGGGCAAAUCCCCCUCAUGUGAAUUACUGUCUGCAAAUUUCCAUUAUAGACUCAAAUUAAUUCAAGGAUUUGUGCAUCUAUUCACAGAAGUCUUCAGCAAACUAUUCAUGGGUUUUUGAAGUAAUUGAAUUUUCUGUGUUUUGGAUAAUCAACACUUCCCCAUACAGCUGCUGGGUUGAAUUAAUUGAAAUAAUAUGAACAACGACAGGCUAUUUGUUCAUGUAUCAUUUGACAGAAGAAAGUAUGCUGAAAAUCAACCAUGCAUGUAAUUUGGCUUCUUUAGGGUGUUCUUGACUAUUAUGGCUUUUCAUUUAGACAUUGCGUUGUUUUGACUUUAACAACAUAAACCAAUAUGCUAUUUAGGAACCAAAGUACAAUUUUUGUUCUCAUGAUGAAAUCUUGUUGUUGUCCCAUGUAUGUGCCUUGAGGUUAACUUACAAUGUAAAGUUCUUGAAACCUUUAAAUGUUUUUGCACAAAAUGUAAAUAUAGAAGUGAAGAUUUUUGCAAAUAAAAGUUCCUUGGGAUUUGA